GCGAGCCUCGUAUCCCCCGCCCCCACACUCACAACGAGAAAGGAAGAAAGGAAGAAAGAGCGUCCCUUUCGGUCUCCUCACUCGCACCGUCCUUUUCCUCUGCACGCUCCCUCCCGGCGCCAAAGCGGCUGCGGCUACAGCCACGCACUAGCGGUCAUCAUCACCGCCUCCUCGUGCUCCGCCCCCGCCCCCGCCCCCGCCCCGCAUUUAAGGCCCGCGCCAACCCCCGCUGCCGCCAUUGCUGCUCCGCUCGUCUCAGCGUGAAGCAGCAGUAGCUCAGCAGACCUCAGACCCGUCCAUUACUCCUGCCACUCAACUACCAGUCCUUGUACUUGAGUGUGGUGUUGCUCUCGUCUGCCUCCUCUGCGUGAAGCUGCGCGCGGCGACGGCAGGGACAGAGAGCGAGCGAGCAAGCUAGGUGGAGGAAAAUGGAGCGCGACGGCAGCGGCCCCGCACUAGCUGUUGCUCUCGUCUGCCUCCUCUGCUGCCUCGCCGCCGGCGCCUCCGCGGCCUACUCCGUGCCGGCCGACCCCAGGGUAACUAGCUACAUCUACUUCCACGGCCCUGCACCGGCGGCGUCCCCGCGCCGCCACCACCACCGUCAGCACAGCGUCGUCUCGCCGGCACCCGCGCCGCACCACGCUCCGUCGCCGACCGCGGGGGCCGACGGCCUGCCACCGUCUCGCCCGCCGGCCCCGGUCUACACGCGCGCCCCGGAGCCGCACUUCGGGUUCCCGCUGGAGCCGACGGUGGGCGUCUCCGCGGGCGGCCCGUCCGGAGCACUGCCGAAAAAGGGAGACGGCGAGGGGUACCCGUUCGUCGGCAGCAACCCCACCGUGCCGCUGCCCACCGGCGUCACCGACACCGCCACCGUGCGCCCGCUCCCCGACACGGCCAACAACGACGACAACGCCAAGGUGGCCGGGCGUGCCGCCGAGCCCCUCCGUGCCGGGGCCGGGGCCGCCAUGAUUGGCCUCCUGAUGGCCGUCCUCUCCACUGUCGCCCUGUUGCUGUCCUCCCGGAGCUAGCUGAAAUCAUUGUCCUUCGCUUUGCCGCCGUGUCAACCCUUACAUGUUUUGUAGUACCUGUCUUUUGAAUGACUGUAAAUAUGAGUGAGUGUGGAAUGGAUCAUCAUUUCUUCUGCCUAGUGCAAAAACUUUGGGAUCCAUUCAGAAAUGUGCACUCAUUUGUCCUCUGCUCUUUUUC
This is a messenger RNA of Triticum dicoccoides, 1206 nucleotides long. Its product is annotated as splicing factor, proline- and glutamine-rich-like. Lineage: Eukaryota; Viridiplantae; Streptophyta; Magnoliopsida; Poales; Poaceae. Bases 429 to 1028 code for a protein of 199 amino acids. The record is from RefSeq and is a predicted model, not a curated record. The transcript is spliced from 2 exons.